AUGGAAAAGACUCACCUUCGUCGUCAUGGAGCCGCCGAAGAGAUCAUUGGAGACCUGAUGGAACGUACCCCAUGCGGCAGAAUCUUUGUUCAGUCGUCUGGCUCCUAUUCAGGCUACGUCCAGGGUACUCGUGACGACAGUGGACGAUACUUUGUCAGUCCAGACCUAGACAGCGCGCUCAAAGUCAAGUUUCAGGACCAGACCAUCAUUCUCGAUCACGAGUUUCAAAACGGUUUCCCCCGGCUCGGUGCGACCUUUGGGCUCGUUGUGGAUUCGGCAGUGGGCCAAGACAAUAUGGCUGGCAAUAGCUUCAACUAUGCCUACAUCUCUGCCACUGGAGAAUUGCACAAGGCAGGCGAUCCGGCCACUACCGACUCGAGCUCGUUCAAUACUGCUUUCGGAACAAAUCAACACGUCGAGUCUGCCAUUUUUACGCUCGGCGACAAUGGAGAGAUUCUCGCGAGUUGGACCAAUACGAACGGACAGACAUUGCCGGUUCAGUUUGCGAUGAGCUUGAACCGCCAGCUCGUCAUCUCUGCCAACUCGGGAGCGUACAGUGCAAGGUUUGGCGGUGAAAGUGCGCCCUCUGCGCGUCUGUUCUGUCGGGCAAACGACCACCCGUAG
Serendipita indica DSM 11827 is the source of this 624-nucleotide messenger RNA. The record is from the annotation of a GenBank genome assembly. Lineage: Eukaryota; Fungi; Basidiomycota; Agaricomycetes; Sebacinales; Serendipitaceae.